AUGAACUCUGAGAGGAGAGACUCGGGAGAUGGUUUCCGAAGAGAAGCGCUGAAAUCAACCGACUCGAUGCAACGGCAGAACUCUAGACUGUCGUUUGAGAGCGAUGGCGGUAUAUCCGAAAUCAAGAACUGCGCAGAGGAAACAUGGAAUGAAAAGGAAGAAGCCAAAAUUGGUAUGUCGAGUGCUCUCACCGCGUUCUACAGUUUGUUCCUCACCAUUUCUGCCCUCGUUCUUGAACUUUCACAUGUGCUCUCAGAAGAAGAGGAACGAGAAAUCAACGCAAAAGACAUGAUAUUUGGAAUGUACAUGUACGGCACUUCGAUCAUGUUCUUCAUUUACAUGUACGUAGUAUUGCUUCUCGAUCCUCGAUGGUACUGGACAAUGAAUAUGUUGCAGAGUUUCUUGAAAAAACCUGAAUCGAAAGAAUCCUCACUGUGCUCUACUGUAAUUACAACAAGGAAAGUAACACAUUCCGGAACCUCGACUGGGAGUCUUUUCCUCAGAUUCGGCUGCGUCGGUAAGCGACAAUUUGGAAGUGAUUUCAUCGAUGUGUUUCAGGAAAAUCUCUUUGUUUACAGUAUUCGGUGUCAUUGGGGUAAUUUACUACUCCUUUCUGGUUUUUCUGUGCGUUGUCGACUCAAGCUGCUCCGCGUUCACAACCACUCUCGAUCUAUCUAUCACUGGGCAUCAUCCAAUAGCACGCUUUGGUACCAUGCACCUCAUAGCUGCCAAUCUGUGGACAUGGAUAAGAUAUGUACUGUUGGAAGAAGGGGCAAUGGAGAAAGAGAUCAGCUAUCUAUCACUGGGCAUCAUCCAAUAGCACGCUUUGGUACCAUGCACCUCAUAGCUGCCAAUCUGUGGACAUGGAUAAGAUAUGUACUGUUGGAAGAAGGGGCAAUGGAGAAAGAGAUCAGAGAAGUUUUCCAUGCGAUAAGCAAUCAUACUGAAUCAGGAAUGGAUGAGGCCACGCUUGAAGCAUUUGAACAUCGAAAUAUCGACAGCAGCUGCCGAUCAGUCGAAUGCAUGCUGGGAAGUGUAUCUGAAGUGAUGUAUGCGGCCAUAGUCGAAUACUCACUAAUAGCAGCAGCCGUCAUGUAUAUUGUGUGGAAGAACAUAGGAAAAGUGCACUACAGCUCGGAGUAUGUGAAAAGGAAGUAUCAUAUUCGAAUGGAUUGCUCCAAUACUACAACAGGGCUUUUUCUUGGAUUGAUUUUCCUGAUAGGAACUUUCUCGUCAAUGCUAAUUUAUUACGGUUACUCAAUUCUUGGUAGAGACACGAGUGCAGCGUUUGCCUACGCAAUAACAGAUGUCGUACAGUACAUCUUAGCUACAAUUGGCUGUGUGAUGGCUAUCUAUUAUAUGAAAAGUUUGGCCCAAGUCGACAAACGCGACAGUCACAUGACGAGAGACCAGGUUGGUACGCAGACAUUCGUGAUCUAUCUUGCAACCAAGGUGAAAGCCGGGACGUCCAAUAAACGAAGUCAGCCUGGAAAACAAGCCAUCACGUUUCUCUUAGCGGUCAAUCUGUCUUUAUUUAUGAUGAACCUUCUGCAAGGUCAAAAGCCAGCUCUUUCUGAGAAUAUUAUUGCAGGGCUCGUUGGCUUGACAGGAGAAGGUCAAUGGCAGCCACUCGCUUUUCUUCUUUUUGUCGUGCACAUACUGAGGCUUAUCCAGGUUGGUACGCAGACAUUCGUGAUCUAUCUUGCAACCAAGGUGAAAGCCGGGACGUCCAAUAAACGAAGUCAGCCUGGAAAACAAGCCAUCACGUUUCUCUUAGCGGUCAAUCUGUCUUUAUUUAUGAUGAACCUUCUGCAAGGUCAAAAGCCAGCUCUUUCUGAGAAUAUUAUUGGUGAGGAUUCAAACACAUUUCUCUCACUCUGUGGAGUUGAAAGCACUGCAUUAUCCAUUUUCUUCAGAUUUCUAUGGAGAGCGGUCAUGGGUAUUUCUUGUACGCAGCUUUUCUCCUCUGACGGUCUUCUACCGAUUUCACAGCUCGGUCUGUCUUGCAGAAAUAUGGAAGAGCGUCUAUGCGAACAAAUGAAUCGGAGCCGCUCAAUAUCAUUGCCUGUACAUUAUGAAAUA
This is a messenger RNA of Ostertagia ostertagi, 2082 nucleotides long. The record is from the annotation of a GenBank genome assembly. Lineage: Eukaryota; Metazoa; Nematoda; Chromadorea; Rhabditida; Trichostrongylidae.